Sphenostylis stenocarpa is the source of this 390-nucleotide messenger RNA. The record is from the annotation of a GenBank genome assembly. NCBI's taxonomy places the organism in Eukaryota, Viridiplantae, Streptophyta, Magnoliopsida, Fabales, Fabaceae.
AUGGGAGUACACUGGAUAAAAAAAGUAUACCAUCGUGAUAAUUCAAUGAAAGAUGGAUUGAACGAUGAGGUUAUUGUAGAGGAUAUGGAAGAAACCCUCUCACUGCAGUUGUUCUCUUUGUCUCUUCUUCUCUCUAAACCUACACCAACGUUUUUGAAUUCGUUGAACUACAACGUCUUCUCUUCUUCUUCACGCAACCCUCUCUUAUUUUCCCCUACAUCAAAACCAACUCUAACGGCCUCUUAUCUUCGAACUGCAGCCAACCGUAGCGUGUGGUCUUCCUCGAACCCGGCACCUCAAAGAGUCACCACACAAACCAAUCUAAGGCUCAAUCUGUGGCUCUACCCUACACUUCUCAUCUUCAAACUGCCGGCAAAUCGUAGCACCUAA